CCUUGUGUACGGUCGGGGCUUUCCCCGCGCAAAAGGGUUUUCUCAUUUAGCUAUGGCGAAGUGAAGAGGAUGCUUUAGAGCGCGGGAUCGCCUAGGGUUUGUGGAAUGGCGUCGAGCAGUAGGCGCAGGCUCAGCAGGGAGGAAUUGGAGAAGACGCGGCUGUGGCAGGAAGUGAACGCGAGCAGCAGCGAUGAGGAGGGCUCGGCGCAAGAACCCGCGCACUCCAAGAAGCGGGGAGCUGCGGUGCGGGGAGAUGGGCUUCCUCCGAAACGUCGUAAGCGGCAAGUGUCUUUGGAGUCCGAGAGUGGGAAAGACAGCAGUUUGGAGCAAGAUGAUCGAGGAAAAAAGAGGAAGAACAGGCAGUCUGAGGAUUCCAGUGAUGAUCGACAAAGCUUAAUAGACGUGAUCAAGCAUAAUGGGAAGCUUGUUCCUCGAGCUGUGAAGAACUGGAUUGAUCGCUACGAAUCAAGCCAGCGGCCGGCGACAUGCGAACUUAUUAUGUGUAUAUUUGAGGCUUGCGGUGCGAAGUACAAUAUUGACGAAGAUUUACUCGACGAAAUUAAUGUUGAUGAGGUUGUUCUCGAGCUUGUUAGUCAGGCUAAAGCGGGGGAUGUGGAAGAUUUUGUUACGUCGAAGCAAAAGGAUCUGCGUGGUUUUAAAGACAAUCUGACAUUAUUCUGGGAUACCUUCGUUCUAGAAUGCCAAAACGGACCACUUUUUGACGAACAACUUAUGGAGAUGUGCAUAAACUUUGUGACGGCGCUCUCAUGCACCCCGCCUAGGCACUUCCGGCAUGUCUCGACGCUCAUCGGACUUCAGCUCGCGACAUCAUUUGUCACCGUUGCAAAGACGCUUUCUCAAUCUCGGGAAACGAAACAGCGCCAGCUUAUUGCCGAGGAAAAGAAGAAACGGAAGGAUGCUGCACGCAUCGAGUCGCUCAACAAAGUCCUGUCUCAAACGCACGAUAAAAUAACAAAAAUCGAGGGUAUGAUCCAGGCCAUAAUCCGCGGGCUCUUUAUGCAUCGGUAUCGUGACGUCGACGUAGAUAUCAGAGUUGCAUGCGUCAAAGCCAUUGGUGGAUGGGUUAUAUCAUACCCGUCCUACUUCCUCAAUGACCUCUAUCUAAAGUAUAUCGGAUGGACGCUCAGCGAUAAGAACGUAGCCGUCCGCAAGAGCUCUAUUGAGGCUCUCCGAGCUAUCUACGAAAUUGAUGAUAAUGUACCUUCUAUGGCGCUAUUUACACAACGUUUUUCUAAUCGAAUGAUCGAACUAGCGGAUGAUGUUGAUAUAAGUGUUGCAGUGAGCGCCAUCGGCUUGUUUAAACAGCUGCUAAGGCAUCAACUUAUCAAAGACGUGAGCCCUCUGUACGAUCUUUUGAUCGAUGAAUCGCCUUCGAUUCGUCACGCUGUAGGACAGCUAGUUUAUGAGCAGAUGAUUGCCGUGCCAAACGCAGAAGGUGUGUAUUAUGCUGUUUAGAGCCACUUAAAACUUUUUUUCUCUACAGAAGGCGAGGACAGCGAUAAAUCUGAUGUCCAGUUAAAGAGAUUGCUAACGAUCCUGAAAGACUUCGCAAGUGAUCCCAUUCUAAGCGAUUAUGUUAUCGAUGCUGUCUGGGAAGAAAUGAAGGCUAUGCAGGACUGGAAGUGCCUAAUUUCGAUGCUACUGGAUGACAGUGAGAAUCAGGAGCUGACAGAUGUCGAUAUUGCAAGUUUAUGCAGGGUUCUUGGUGGUUCUGCAAAGAGAUCAGUUGGUGAGAAACUGGUGCCUACCAUUGACAGUCGCAAGGCAACACUAACAAAGGCGCAGAAGGAAGCUUUUGAGUCCAGUAAGAAGAAAUUGACAACGGCAAUGAUCAAGCCUCAUCCGAAGUUGUUAAGGAAAUAUCUUGCGGACAAAUCUAAAGUGUGUUAUAUCGUUGAGAUCAUGCAACAUAUGAAUCUUGAUCUCUAUUCAUUAAAGCAGCAAGAACAGAGCUGCAUUUCAUCUCUUGAGCUCACAAGGGACGCGUUCUUUAAACAUGGGGACCGCAAGACGUUGCAAACAUGUGUCAACACUUUAGUCUUUUGCGCUAGUGAGACGAAGGCAGAUCUUCAAGAUGCUGCUCAACGCGUUUUGAAAGAAACGACUGAUGAAGUUAUUCGCAAACUGAGAUCGGCCAUUGAGCACGCGGGGGAAACUGAAGACGACUAUUCUCUUACGGUGAACUUGCGACGGUUACAGCAUUUGCAGUUGGCAAUGCCUAUAAAUAAUGAAGAGCUCUACAAAGAUCUACUCACACUUCUGGAAGACUUUAGUGAUUUGGAAGACGAGGCUGUGCAACUAGAUUUGACAAACAUAUUUCUGUAUGUGAUAUGGUACCUCAAAAGUAUUGACCACGAUAAUCCAGAUGAGAAUCAAUUAACUAGUCUUAUAACCAAGAGAUCUACACUUUAUAAGCACCUUGAAACUCAGAUGGACAAUGUUAUUUCGAGUUUCAGUGACGGGCAGACCAAGUCCUUGCUAAGUUCUACGAUUUGCACCAUUUUCUCGGACCUUUGCAGCCUUUUCAGCAAAGAAAAGCUGUCCUCUACGAAAAUUGAACGAUUGGGGUUUUCUCCCUCUUCAGAGAGGUUGGAGAAGUUUUGGGAGCUGUGCGAACUCAGGCUAUCUGUACCUGAUUCAGAUGACGACGACAUGGAGCUAGAGCGAGAGGAAGAAGCGGAUUACUUUAGCCAGAAAGAUAUCGUUAUCACGUCGGCUGCAAAGCUAGUUGCGCAUGAAAUGAUUCCUAAGGACUUUAUUGGGUCGGAGAUCAUAUCGCACUACGUGCUCCAUGGCAAGGGAGUCGAGGAGACCAUAAAGCAGCUAAUUCUCGUCUUCAAAAAGAACAUGAAGUCCCAAGAGCUAUGUAGCCUCUAUCUGGACGCUAUGAAGAAGGCAUACAGCAGACAUUUAGAGGACGAUGAAGAAGCAAAGCCUAAAUCAUUUGAGCUUUGUAAGGAGCUAGCGAACCGUCUUUCAGCGACAUUUUCCGGUUUCGCCCGUAACAUCCACAGGCCAAGCAUCUUAAAGCUCGUAAGAAAUGGCGUGGAGCAUGCGUUUGAAGAUACUCCCACGCAGUUGUCAUUUCUCGAGGCGUGCGUUUUACCAUUCUUACAAAGAUUAGCUGCAGCCGACAUACGAGAUAUCAUCGAGAACGUGCAAAGCAGGGUAAACGACGACGAUGUAGAUCAAGAUCCGACUGGGUGGCGUCCAUAUCAGACAUUCCUGGAGCAUCUCCAGGAGAGGGUGUCGAAAACAGAAGCUCCAGGAAAGCAUGACCAGCCUCCUCGGCCACCUAGAAACGCCAAGACUAACAACAAGAAGAAGCUGUUUGGAGAUGAGUCUGAGAGCGACGAGGAGCAACCAUCGGAGUCGGAGGACCAGAUAGAAGAUGACGAUGACACUCCUCUCUACCAAGUGCGACAGAAGCUCAAGCAAAAAGGACCAACUACUGUGCUGUCCCCGCCUUCUUCUUCGCAGCACUCAAUGAGAACCCGGAAGAAAGCUACGGUGCUCACGGGCACGGAAGAAGACCUUCCGGAGUGAAAUCUUGAUUGUCUCGGCUCAAGACAAGACUGAUGUUGUAAAGUAGGUGCUGUUAGGUCUCGCAGAUGCAAGCUCUCCAAAUCGUAACGAGGAAGAUCUCGUUUUGUCAGUCGCGAAAACUAUCACGGUAAAAAUGGCUACAUGAUUAUUGGUCAA
Selaginella moellendorffii is the source of this 3723-nucleotide messenger RNA. Its product is annotated as sister-chromatid cohesion protein 3. Gene Ontology annotation, molecular function: chromatin binding. Gene Ontology annotation, cellular component: chromatin; cohesin complex; nucleus. The record is from RefSeq and is a predicted model, not a curated record. Lineage: Eukaryota; Viridiplantae; Streptophyta; Lycopodiopsida; Selaginellales; Selaginellaceae. The transcript has 22 exons. Gene Ontology annotation, biological process: sister chromatid cohesion.